UUCGGUGGCUCGUGUUAGAUGUGACUUCAGAGCACACUCCUGAAACAAGAACGAAAACUGACAACCCAAACACGCACACAUAAACACACAACAACAACCACAGAGGCAGAGGCGGCCGGUCUGUGCCUUCUUUCCCUCAUGAAGUAACUCAACUGGACCCUGCGUGGACGUUUUUGGAGCAGGAUACCUUGUGGGGCUGAGCAGGACUGAGAAGGUCAGGUAGAAAAGCUGGUUAGACUCCACUGCUAACAUGCUCCGGCAGUCUCUCAGCAUCCUGAAGCAGUUUGGCUCUGCGGCAAAGUCACAAGAUGCCACUGAACUUCUACACGAAGACCUGGUUUUGGUGGAGCAGCGGGUGGAACCGGCCAAGAAGGCGGCUCAGGUCCUUCACAAGAAGCUGCAGGGCUGCAUGCAGAGUCAGCAAGGGCUGGAGGCUGAGAAACGAAUGAAAAAGCUCCCUCUGAUGCUGCUGUCCGUCAGCAUGGCAGAGAGCCUCAAAGACUUUGACGCAGAGUCCUCUAUCAGGAGGGUGUUAGAGAUGUGCUGUUUCAUGGAGAAGAUGCUGGCCAGUAUGCUGGCAGACUUUGAGAUGAAACUGGAGAAGGCAGUUCUGGAGCCACUCAACAAGCUCAGUGAGGAUGAUUUACCAGAGAUUCUCAAGAACAAGAAGCAGUUUGCGAAGCUCACAACAGACUGGAACAAUGCAAGAAUCAGGAGCCAAGCCAGCACUGGUGCCCAGGCAAAGCAGGAUGGGCUCAGGGAGGAAGUGGAAGAAGCUUGGAGGAGGUUGGAGAGCAUCAAGGACCAAUACUCUGCAGAUCUGUAUCACUUUGCAACUAAGGAAGAAGACUACGCUAACUACUUCAUCCGUCUUCUCGAGCUGCAAGCAGAAUACCAUAAAAAUUCACACGAGUUCCUGGACAAAAACAUCAGCGAGCUUAAAGAGAAUCACAGUCAAAAAGGGCCACCGCUGAGCCUCUCUAACCAGAAGGUCUAUGGGGAGCCUCUGCUCUCUCAUCUCUCUCAAAGCAACAGAGAAAUCGCUGUGCCCAUCCAGGAGUGCAUUCACAUGCUGCUGAGAACGGGCAUGAGAGAGGAGGGUCUGUUUCGUCUGGCAGCAGCAGCCUCAGUGGUGAAGAGGCUGAAGACUUGUUUGGAUCAAGAAACGGUCAACCACAACGAGUUCAGCAUGGACCCUCAUGCUGUGGCCGGAGCUUUGAAGUGUUACUUGCGAGAACUUCCCGAACCUCUAAUGACCUUUGAACUCUACAAUGACUGGUUUAAAGCAGCAGGGGAAAAAGACCAGACAGAGAAGCUGGAGCAGUUCAGAGUACUACUGAAGAAACUGCCGCCUGAAAACUACAACAACCUCAGGUACCUGGUCCAGUUCUUGUCUCUGUUGUCUGAGCAGCAGGCUGUAAACAGGAUGACGCCCAGUAACAUUGCCAUCGUCCUGGGGCCCAACCUACUCUGGCCACGAGCUGAAGGGGAAGCUGCCCUGUUUGACAUGGCGUCAGCUUCUUCAGUCCAGGUGGUGACAGUCAUUGAGCCUCUUAUUCAGUACAGCUCCAGCCUCUUCCCCGAAGCUAUAUCCUUUGAGAUCCCAGACCUUCCAGAGGUCCCAGAUGUGACCCUGCCAGCUCCUGUUGCCCAGUCUGUGUUCUCAGAAAAGGAGAAACUGGGCAGAACAGUCUCUUCCUCUUCAUCAACAGCUUCCUCCUGCUCCUCUCAUCACCUCUCUCUCUCAAAGACAAACAGCACGACCUCUCAGGACAGUGGUGGCUGUUUCCUGGUGAAAUCUGGCUCUGUGAGUCGCAGUGGCACCUCCACAUGGGCCAGCCCUGUAGCUGAGACAGUGGCACCCACCCCCCAAAACACAACAUCCAGCAGCUUAUCCUCACUCGAUCCCAGCCCCGUUGUGGCCUCCAACACUUCGGCUGCCUGUAGCUCAACAGCAAACCAGAGCCCAUCACCAUUUUCUAAAGCAACAGGAGCGGCGCCAAACCCAGGUCAGAUCAGGAGUCCCAGCCAGUGCUCAGAUCAAGGCCAGCUGGAGCCAAUUUUCGAGGCACCUCCAGACUCUCCCAGAGCAUUCGUGAAGAUCACCUCACCGUUUAAACCGAAAAGAUCUUUGAACCUGAACAAAGCUAACCAACCUAACGAGCAGUUGACAGUUCAGUUUUCUAAACCCAAACUCCCAACACUUCCCAAGCUCCAGACCCCUCCACCCCCGCCCGCAGAACCGGCGGCUGCGGACACAAGGACCCAGCCGACACCUGCACCCCGAGCUCAUCCGGCCAACCUCAAAAAGCCUCUGAAAAAGCCUGGACUCAAAGCCCCAAACUGUCCUCCACCACUUCCUCCCCCAUCACAGGCAAAAGUGGUUCAUUCUUUAGCACAGUGAGAAAAAUGACGCAUGUGCCAUUCAUUAAUCGUGUGAAUUUUGUUGUUGUAGUAACUUAACACCCCCUGAAAUUCUUGUCUUUGCUGACCUCCAGUGGUUUAACUUUAGACCUUGCUGCAGCGAUGUACAGGUGGUACAGGACCACAUGACAUCACUGUUGGGUGUGGUUACAAGUGCAACAAAGCACACCCAACCACAACAAUCAGUGAUGCUGGCUGUGGUCAGAGGUAAAACAGGCUUGAAACUUUCAACCAGAGAAGGCAGCAAAACACUGCUAUUCAGCCUGGUGUUAAGUUACUCUUUAAACAUGCAAGGUUUUAUUGCCUGAUUGGUUAAGAGGAUCUGAUACUUUGCUUAUUUUCUGGGGGAAAAUCUACCCUUGGAUAUUGAAUCUUGUCAAUCUGUGCUGUUCAAGACCUUCCGGGACUCAUUUUGAGUUGAACUGUUACAGCUUCAUUAACUUUUUUUGGUCUACCAAUUUCUGUAACCAGUAUCAUUUAUUUAUUCUUCAGUUACUGAUGUCCUAUAUUUCCCAGAAUGCAAAGUAAGUGCCAGAAAGCAAGUCUUUCUGGUCAGCUAUUCAAUAAAUGAAUCCAGCCAUGUGGUGUUUUUAGGGUGGAUUUUUCCAUAAACAUACAAAAUAAUAGUAUUCAUGUGAGCUAAUUAAGUAUGGGGAAAUUAUUUUAUGAUCCUUGAGGCUGAACUGAGGUUUAAUUUGGUACUCCCCAAAGUCUGCUUUUCACGGAGGACGGCAGUUAUGGCGAAUGUGAAUUCAUGUCAAGUACCACAGAUUCCAGUAGUGAUAGAAAAUAACUUUUUACAAUCACCCUUCAGGCCUACCUUUGAGGAUUUUGUAAAUGUUAAACCUGAAAAACUAUGUAAAUAAAUGCAUAUUCAACCUAACUAAAAA
Siniperca chuatsi (mandarin fish) is the source of this 3314-nucleotide messenger RNA. RefSeq names its product SH3-domain binding protein 1 (gene sh3bp1). The record is from RefSeq and is a predicted model, not a curated record. Bases 251 to 2404 code for a protein of 717 amino acids. NCBI's taxonomy places the organism in Eukaryota, Metazoa, Chordata, Actinopteri, Centrarchiformes, Sinipercidae. Gene Ontology annotation, molecular function: protein binding; GTPase activator activity. Gene Ontology annotation, cellular component: cytoplasm; intracellular anatomical structure; cytosol. Gene Ontology annotation, biological process: regulation of actin cytoskeleton organization; regulation of Rac protein signal transduction; positive regulation of GTPase activity. The transcript is spliced from 18 exons.